CCCGACGGCUCGCCGCAGGCACCGUGGAGAGGCCGGGGUACCACAGAUUGAUGGAGUUGGACAGGAGAGGAGGGCGAGGGGAGUCCGAGGACGGCCGGAGGAUGUCCAGGGCCGUCGGGGCCCGCAGCAGCCACGGCACCCCGAGUGCGGGGGCCAGCUCCGGGGUCCUGAUGGUGGGCCCCAACUUCCGCGUUGGCAAGAAGAUAGGCUGCGGCAACUUCGGGGAGCUGCGCCUGGGGAAGAACCUCUACACCAACGAGUAUGUGGCUAUCAAAUUGGAGCCGAUCAAGUCCCGGGCCCCGCAGCUGCAUCUGGAGUACCGGUUCUACAAACAGCUCAGCGCCGCAGGUAGCGCCCGGGCAGCGGGGUGGCCGCCAGGAGCGUCUGAGCGUCUGCGGCACGCCCUGCCUGUGCCUGUCCCCCCUGCAGAGGGCGUCCCUCAGGUCUACUACUUCGGCCCGUGCGGGAAGUACAACGCCAUGGUGCUGGAGCUGCUGGGGCCCAGCCUGGAGGACCUGUUCGACCUGUGCGACCGGACCUUCACGCUCAAGACGGUGCUGAUGAUCGCUGUGCAGCUGAUCACGCGGAUGGAGUACGUGCACACCAAGAGCCUCAUCUACCGCGACGUGAAGCCCGAGAACUUCCUGGUGGGGCGCCCUGGCACCAAGCGGCAGCACGCCAUCCACAUCAUCGACUUCGGGCUGGCCAAGGAGUACAUCGACCCCGAGACCAAGAAGCACAUCCCCUACCGCGAGCACAAGAGCCUGACGGGCACGGCGCGCUACAUGAGCAUCAACACGCACCUGGGCAAGGAGCAGAGCCGCCGCGACGACUUGGAGGCCCUGGGCCCCAUGUUCAUGUACUUCCUGCGCGGCAGC
This is a messenger RNA of Tupaia belangeri chinensis (Chinese tree shrew), 878 nucleotides long. RefSeq names its product casein kinase 1 gamma 2 (gene CSNK1G2). The record is from RefSeq and is a predicted model, not a curated record. Gene Ontology annotation, molecular function: ATP binding; protein serine/threonine kinase activity. Gene Ontology annotation, biological process: protein phosphorylation. NCBI's taxonomy places the organism in Eukaryota, Metazoa, Chordata, Mammalia, Scandentia, Tupaiidae.